Molecule: messenger RNA, 813 nt
Organism: Lotus japonicus
Lineage: Eukaryota; Viridiplantae; Streptophyta; Magnoliopsida; Fabales; Fabaceae
Exons: 5
Coding region: 85-813 (242 amino acids)
Source: RefSeq, a predicted model, not a curated record
CAUACCUCUCUAUAAAUACACUUGCUUCCACAUAUCAGUUCUCCACCAACCAUCUGUUUUCCAAUUAACAACUUAGUUGCUAUCAUGGCUUCUCAAUUCGAUGAUGUGAUUAAUCUUCGACCUGGGAAGGAGACAUGGAGGAUGCUGGUCAAGAUCAUACGCAUCUGGUAUAGCCAGGGCUAUACUAAUUCCAAAUUACCAUUAUCUCUGGAAAUGGUUGUAAUGGAUGCCAAGGGGGAUAAAAUACAUGUCAUCAUUAGGAAGACAAUCAUGUAUAAAUUUGAGACGACUCUUAUUGACGGAAACGUCUAUAGCAUGUCCUAUUUUGAGGUUGCUGACAAUACUGGGUUGUUCAAACCAACUAAACACCCCUACAAAGUUAAUUUCCAGUUUAACACUGAAGUCCGCCCAAUGAACCAAAAUCCCAUUUCUGUUGAUCCUUAUUCGUUCGUCCCUCUUGCUGACGUGAUGUCUACCGCUUAUGAUACAAAUUUUUUAAUUGACGUCAUUGGAAUCCUCACUGUUGUUGGAACUGAGAGGGUGAUUGAAAGUCAUGGAAAGAAAACAAAGAUGAAUGUCAUUGAAAUUGACUCUUAUGGGGUCAAGAUGGAGUGUGCCUUAUUUGGACCCUAUGUCGAAGAUCUCAAUCUGUUCCUUAAUGGUGGUGAAAUGGUGAACGUAGUUAUUCUUCUCCAAUUUGUCAAAGUCAAGACAUGGCAAGGGAAUUUGUCUUUGCAAAAUGUGCAUGGGGCUACAAAAAUGUUGUUUAACCCCGCAGUCGACAUAGCUGUGGCUGUCAUGGAAAGCAAGUAA